AUGGCUAAAGACAACACAGUCAUCGACAUUACGGAGGAGUCUCCGCUGCUUGGAGAAGACUCUCGGUCCUCCCGCGAUAGCGAAGCGUCCAAUGGCGAAGGAGCCGAGAAGCCCAAGUCGAUACUAGGUGUUCUUUCGGUGCUGCUCAUCGGUGUCUUCGUCGCGAAUGCCGACACCUCGCUGGUACUCGCCACAUACGGCGAGAUCUCGUCCGAAUUCGACAGCCUCAAUAACGCGAGCUGGCUCAUGACGAGCUAUCUGUUGGCCAUGUGCGGCACGCAGCCCAUGUACGGCAAAUUAAGCAACAUCUACGGCCGCAAGACCAUGCUGCUAGCAUCCUACGUUUUCUUCGCUAUUGGCUGCUUUAUCUGUGGCAUGGCUACCAAGAUGUCCCACGUAAUCAUCGGUCGAGUGAUCGGCGGCGCUGGGGGCGCUGGAAUGUACUCCAUAGUGUCGUUCUUGAUCACGGAUCUAGUGCCACUUCGCGACGUUGCAACGUAUCGGAGCUAUGUCAACGUUGUCCAAACGGUUGGGAGGAGCUGUGGAGGUCCCAUUGGAGGCUAUCUCGCGCAGACUAUCGGGUGGAGAUGGUCGUUCCUCAUCCAAACACCCCUCACUAUCGUCGCUCUGCUACUCGUCUGGUGGCGUCUCCAAGUUCCCGCGCCGGCAUUCGACUCAGCGCAGAAGCAAGAAACUAGCAGAGAGAAGCUCGGUCGGAUCGACUUCCUCGGCUCGAUUCUGCUCUGUUCGACUAUCGUAACACUCCUCCUUGCUCUCAGCAUGGGCGGUAACCAAUUCGCCUGGACCUCACCCACGAUCAUCGGUCUGCUAGGUUCGCACCAGCUCCUCGCAAUAGCGUUUUCAUACGUCGAACUCCGCGUCGCGAAAGAGCCCAUCUUCCCGCUUUACCUGCUAAAGCAUCCAAGCGUGGUAUUAACAUACCUCGUUCUAAUAAUGCAAAACAUCGCACAGACCUUGAUGAUGUAUUCCAUCCCCCUCUACUUCCAAGUCACCGCCUCCGUCCUCCCCUCCGUUGCGGGCGCCUACCUCAUCCCCGCCGUCGUCGGCAACACGCUCGGCGGCCUCGCCACUGGCCACUACAUCCGCCGCACGGGCAGCUACAAGGCGCCGACCAUACUCGCAUCUCUUGUCGCUGCCGUCGCGCACACACUGACUACUAUUCGCUGGACGGGCCACACGCACGUCGCAGAGUCUUUGUACUCGUUCCCCGGCGGGCUUGGAACGGGGAUAGCGCAUUCGUCCACGUUUGUAGCGCUGACGGCGAGCGUGAGCGAGGAGGAUGCGGCGAUUGCGGCGGCGGGGUUGUAUCUGAGUGGGAAUGUGGGGAGCGUGUUGGGGUUUACGCUGGCGGCGCUGGUGAUGAAGGCUGUGGUGAGGAAGUCGGCGAUUAAGAGGUUGGGUGGGGGGAUGGAGGAUGUUGUGGGGAGGGCUUUGGAUGAUGUGGGAUUUUUGAGGAAGUUGGAGGGGAGGGUGAGGGAUGCCAUUGUGAGGGCUUAUGUUGAUGGGUUUAGGUCGUGCUUUGGACUGGCUAUCGUGUGCUGUGCUAUCAGCUUAAUAUGCGCGGUUUGUUUGAGGGUGAAGAGGCUGGAAUGA
This is a messenger RNA of Trematosphaeria pertusa, 1614 nucleotides long. Its product is annotated as MFS general substrate transporter. Lineage: Eukaryota; Fungi; Ascomycota; Dothideomycetes; Pleosporales; Trematosphaeriaceae. Gene Ontology annotation, biological process: basic amino acid transport; transmembrane transport. Bases 1 to 1614 code for a protein of 537 amino acids. The transcript is spliced from 7 exons. Gene Ontology annotation, cellular component: fungal-type vacuole membrane. The record is from RefSeq and is a predicted model, not a curated record. Gene Ontology annotation, molecular function: basic amino acid transmembrane transporter activity.